Molecule: messenger RNA, 1875 nt
Organism: Empidonax traillii (willow flycatcher)
Lineage: Eukaryota; Metazoa; Chordata; Aves; Passeriformes; Tyrannidae
Gene: SERPINC1
Product: serpin family C member 1
Exons: 7
Coding region: 170-1531 (453 amino acids)
Biological process (GO): regulation of blood coagulation
Molecular function (GO): serine-type endopeptidase inhibitor activity
Source: RefSeq, a predicted model, not a curated record
CAGCCUUUGGCCUCAGCAUCCUACUCCCCUCCCACUGUCCCCUGCUGUUGUCUCAGCUCUGCUUGAGCACAGAAAUCCAGUGGGGGAAAAGGCUUUGGGCUCAAGCAAGACUGUCCUCUUAACAAUUUACAUUUACCUCCUAAAAGUGGAAGGCUGGAGGGGCAGGACGAUGCGUCUGGUGCUGCUGUGCCUCCUGGGCAUGUGUGGGGUGGCUGUCCCCGAGCCCUACGCUGUGGGGGACAUCUGCACCGCCAAGCCCCGCGACAUCCCCGUCAGCCCCGUCUGCAUCUACCGCAACCCCGAGAGGAAGCCCCCCGAGGGCGAGGGGCAGGAGCCGGCCAAGGAGAAGCUCCCGGAGUCCACCAACCCCCGCGUGUGGGAGCUGUCGAGGGCCAACUCCCGCUUUGCCGUGGUCUUCUACAAGUACCUGGCUGACUCCAAGGACAGCGGGGAGAACAUCUUCCUGUCGCCCCUCAGCAUCUCCACGGCCUUCGCCAUGACCAAGCUGGGAGCCUGUGGCAGCACCCUGCAGCAGCUCAUGGAGGUGUUCCGAUUCGACACCAUUUCGGAAAAGACGUCGGAUCAGAUCCACUUCUUCUUCGCCAAGCUGAACUGCCGGCUUUACAAAAAAGCCAACAAAUCCUCGGAGCUGGUGUCUGCCAACCGCCUCUUUGGGGAGAAAUCCUUGGUCUUCAACGAGACCUACCAGAACAUCAGCGAAAUCGUUUAUGGAGCCAAGCUCUGGCCUUUGAACUUCAAAGAGAAGCCAGAACUUUCCAGGGAGAUCAUUAACGAGUGGGUGGCUAAUAAGACAGAGAGACGCAUCACAGAAGUGAUCCCAGAGAGAGGUAUUGAUGAGCUCACUGUCUUGGUCCUGGUCAACACCAUUUACUUUAAGGGGCACUGGAAAUCGCAGUUCCCAGCUCCCAACACAAAACUGGAUGAUUUUCAUAAAGCCAACGGCGAGACGUGCCAAGUCCCGACCAUGUACCGGGAGUCCAAAUUCCCCUACGCGUUCAUCCCCCAGGACAAAGUGCAGGUGCUGGAGCUGCCCUACAAAGGGGAUGACAUCACCAUGGUGCUGGUGCUGCCCAGUGCGGGGACACCGCUGGAGGACGUGGAGCGGGAGCUGACGUCGGAGAAGCUGCAGGGCUGGAUAGACUCCAUGAAGGAGGUGUCCCUCUUUGUUUACCUGCCCCGCUUCCGUGUCGAGGACAGCUUCAGCGUCAAGGAGAAGCUGCAGAAAAUGGGGCUGGAGGAUCUCUUCAGUCCGGAGAACGCCAGGCUCCCAGGCAUCAUCGCAGAGGGCCGCACAGACCUGUACGUGUCUGACGCUUUCCACAAAGCCUUCCUUGAGGUGAAUGAAGAAGGCAGCGAGGCAUCAGCUGCCACAGCCGUCACCAUCUCCGGCCGCUCCUUCCCCAUGAACAGAAGAAUCUUCAAUGCCAACAGGCCCUUCCUGCUCUUCAUCCGGGAAGCCGCCCUCAACACCAUCAUCUUCAUGGGCAGGAUAGCUGAUCCUUGCUCCUAAAGGGGCUGGCAGGGCCCCUCCUCUCCCUCCUCUGCCUCGGGAAGAGGGGCACUGGGGUAUUGCCACAAAGCCCAGGCUGCUCCUGGCGUGGUUGGUGUGGCUGUUUGGUGCCAGCUGCAGGGAGGGACUGCAUCCAGCUGGGCUGUCCCUACUCCUCCCAGGGGAGAGGAGGCUCACAGGGCCCCUCACCUGCUCCACCCUGCAUGCAAAGGGAAGCACCGGUAGUUGUGCGGCCCCCAAACCCGAGUCCAGCACUGCUGUCCUUCCCCUGUCCACCCCUCCUCCCUUUCGGGCCUCAAGCUGUACCUGUGAUCCCCUGGUUCAUUAAAACCCGUAGAUCUGUA